This is a messenger RNA of Pecten maximus, 844 nucleotides long. RefSeq names its product OTU domain-containing protein 3-like. Gene Ontology annotation, molecular function: cysteine-type deubiquitinase activity. Gene Ontology annotation, biological process: protein deubiquitination. NCBI's taxonomy places the organism in Eukaryota, Metazoa, Mollusca, Bivalvia, Pectinida, Pectinidae. The record is from RefSeq and is a predicted model, not a curated record.
ACCCACUGGCCGGGUAAGUGCCUGGGUAUCGUCCGAUAACAGUCUUACCCGGUGAGUGAAAUUCUAUGGCAUUUCUUUGUAGUUAAAAAUAGACGAGUUGUAGGUGUUUUAAUCCUGACAGACUUGUUCAGAGAAGGGUGUGUCAGAAUCGAGCAUUCAGAUACAGAACGGAACACAUCACAGACUUCAACCAUUUCACCAGAGACAUCUUAGUCUUUAGUCUAUGUCCAUGUCUGCGAGAGGAGUGCAGUACGUUUACGACCCGAGAAUGACUAAGUCACAGCACUACAGACAGGACGUGGUGUCACGGAAGCGUGAGGAGCGCGCUGUACGAGAACAGCACAGACGCGGCAGACAGGCAGCAUCCUACCUGGCCGACGAUGAUAAUUACCCGAGUUUUAAAAUGCAACUAAACAAGAUUGGUCUUCAAUUGAGAGACAUCCCAGGAGAUGGGAAUUGUCUUUUCCGUGCCUUGGGGGACCAGCUUGAGGGUCAUGGCAGAAACCACUUCAAAUACAGAUACGAUGUCGUCAACUUUAUGUCCGAUCAUCGCGAUGACUUUGAACCUUUUGUUGAAGAUGAUGUUCCAUUUGAUCGACACAUUCAAAAUUUGCGAAAAAUUGGAACGUAUGCAGGAAAUGAUGCGAUUGUAUCUUUUGCUAGACUACAACAGGUCAACGUUAUUAUCCAUCAACUCGGCUCGCCCUUCCUUCUGAUACAGGGUCUUUCCUCCCCGACACCCAAUGCUCGGCAGAUACACAUCGCCUACCACAAUGGUGACCACUACUCCAGUGUAAGGCGAGUCAACGACAAUACAGAAUCUCAGGCCAAUAUCAGACUGAAG